Tricharina praecox is the source of this 712-nucleotide messenger RNA. RefSeq lists its product as uncharacterized. Gene Ontology annotation, biological process: deadenylation-dependent decapping of nuclear-transcribed mRNA. The transcript is spliced from 4 exons. NCBI's taxonomy places the organism in Eukaryota, Fungi, Ascomycota, Pezizomycetes, Pezizales, Pyronemataceae. Gene Ontology annotation, cellular component: Lsm1-7-Pat1 complex; P-body. The record is from RefSeq and is a predicted model, not a curated record. Gene Ontology annotation, molecular function: RNA cap binding. Bases 81 to 500 code for a protein of 139 amino acids.
CCCACGCUCGAUCUCACGCGCGCAACGAAACGCCCAACCACAGCCCUUUCCCGCCUCCGCCCGCACACGUACUCUACAGAAUGGAAGGUACGGAUCCACCGACGCUGCCGCCGCAGAUGUUUACGACUUCGGCGCAAUUGCUGGAUCUUACCGAUAAGAAAUUGAUGAUCACUCUGCGGGAUGGAAAGAAGAUGAUUGGGGUUUUGAGGGCGUGGGAUCAGGCAAAUCUCGUCAUACAGAACACCACGGAGCGCAUAUUCGCGGGCGGAAUGUACUGCGACAUUCCGCGGGGCAUCUACAUCGUGCGUGGCGAGAACGUGUUGUUGCUCGGUGAGAUCGAUCUGGACCGCGAAGACGAUAUUGCCAUUCCGUGCCGCUCGAGGGAGGAGUUGCUGCCACUGCAGAAUUUGGAGGCGGCCGAGACGAAACGGAGGGAUCGCGUUCACCGGAAGAAGCUUAGGGCGCUCGGGUUUGAAGAUGAGGGAGAGAUUCUACACUAGGAGUGUUGAGUCUCGAUACCUGGAAGGGCUGGGAUGUCGCGGGUUCUUAUGGAGAGGUGAUGGAAUUGGAUGCGACGAUGGAUGGACUUCUGGCCUUGUUAUAUCUACCCAAGGCACAGAUCCCGAAGAUGCUAAAGUUGACGGCGGUGGGGGGGUUUGUUCUUGCUUGCGUUCGUUAUAUCAUUCAUGGGCUCAAAAUAAACGGAGUUUAU